AUGGCCAAGGAGCGGCCGCUCUGGCGGCGCCUGGCCUUUCGCCUCUGCUUGCUCUCGGCCGCGCUCGUUCUCUGCCUGCAGCUGGGCGUGAGGCGAACCUGGUGCCCGGAGGAGAAGCCACCGGUGGCAGAGGCAGCGGCGGAGCGGCAGGCUCCGGUGUCCCGCGGCACAGAACUGCAACCGGCGGCGGGCAAGCGGCGAGUCACCUACGUACGGAACGGGCGGCGGGGCAGCGCCGCGCCCCGCUGCUGCCCCCCGCAGCUCCCCGACGGCCGCCGCAGGAAGACUGUGAGGUGGCACAUUGAACUACAGCCAUGGGCAAGCCCAACUCCUUCCCUCGACUAUGAGGCCUCGAGGUUCCUGAAGUACAUUAGCACUUCUCAGAUUUCCUGUGAGCACAUGAGCCUGAAGAGCCUGGGAGGGUACUCUGAGACCACAAAAAAGCCCUGGUCGGUCUGUCUUGACGAGAGGUUCAGCCUCAUCCAUCGGAUCAGAAGCAAGCAAUGUCGUCUCUACUCCCUUGGGCUAGGCAAUGAUGACAACCAGUUUGAGAUCAACCUGGCCAACAGUGGCUGUGAGGUGCACCGUUUUGACCCCAGCAUCAAGUCAGCACACAUUCAGGAGGGUCAGCACCUCUGGUAUCAUCGCCUGUCCAUUGACUGGAGGGAUCCCAAUCCAGCCAUCGCUGCUCACAAGCUCCACAGCAACACAAAGAAGCUGGGCACAGUACUGAAUGAAUUUGGACAUCAGAAGAUCGAUGUCCUGAAGGCAGAGGUGGAGAGUGCCGAGUGGAAAAUCCUGGAAAACCUGAUCCUGGAGGAUGUUGUGGAGCAGAUAGGACAGCUGGUGUUUGAGGUGCACCUCCACUGGCCUGGCUUCGAGGUCAGUGGCAACGCCAGCUCCGUGGUGCGGUACUGGUACAGCCUGCUCCGGGAGCUGGAGCUGAAGGACUUCAGGCUUUUCCAUACCUACAAAGACUUGUCGAAGCCACAGAUGUUCCUCAAAAAGGAGGCCUUCAACGCUAGUAGCUGUUACACGCUGAGCUGGGUGAACACAAGAUGGAAAUAGCAGGGAGGGAUUUGCAGGGUGUGACUGUGAGCCAUCUGGCUCCGCGGCGCCUGCUACUUUGGUGUCCCUGUGCACACACAGACUGCCCCCGACCUGCCCUGGCUUCUGCUGCUGAAAGAACUGCUGCUGGAGGAUCUGUGGGGCACUACCUUGGCCAGUGGGUAGCUGUCUCAGAGGACAGAGGCUUCUGGAGAAGGUUGUCUGGGGUGGGGCUAACAGCACAGCUUUACCAGGCUGUCCCCUGUCUGUGUGUGCUGAGGUGGAGGCCAUCCCUGUGGGGCUGCCCUGGGAGGCUCUGCUCCCUGAGCUGCACCAGCCCUUGGUCAGGAGAGCACUCACCAGGCAGUGCCUGUCCCAGCAAGGGUCAAGUGUUGCUUCUCUGUAAAAUGCUCUUUGUUUUGCACCUUUUCCCUUUGCAUUGUUUCCUACAGCACACAUUUCAGGCAAGAACAGGAUCUUCUUGAACCCCCUGGCAAAUUCCAGCUGGCUUUGGCAGAGGCAGGAAUCACCAGCAAGCUCAAGUCAUGCCUGUGUCGUGAGUGCUUUCUGAGUGCUCUGACUUGGGCUCCAUAAGGCAGUCUGGCUGCAGGGAGCCACUUCUGACACAGGAGGUGGAACAGAGAGACUCAGCUGUCAGCAAAGCUGCCAGCACCUCCUCACCCUCUGGAGGCUUCAGCCACUGAAGACAAGGCUUCCUUAGGUCAUCUGCUCAAAGAAUGGCUUGUUGUGAAUUCCUCUGUAGCAAAUGGGUUUGCAUCUCAUGAGAUGGUUAUU
Messenger RNA from Indicator indicator, 1842 nucleotides. RefSeq names its product methyltransferase like 24 (gene METTL24). The record is from RefSeq and is a predicted model, not a curated record. The transcript has 5 exons. The coding region runs from base 1 to 1068 and encodes 355 amino acids. NCBI's taxonomy places the organism in Eukaryota, Metazoa, Chordata, Aves, Piciformes, Indicatoridae.